Molecule: messenger RNA, 1756 nt
Organism: Betta splendens (Siamese fighting fish)
Lineage: Eukaryota; Metazoa; Chordata; Actinopteri; Anabantiformes; Osphronemidae
Product: claudin-4-like
Exons: 2
Coding region: 766-1401 (211 amino acids)
Biological process (GO): bicellular tight junction assembly; cell adhesion
Cellular component (GO): bicellular tight junction; plasma membrane
Molecular function (GO): structural molecule activity
Source: RefSeq, a predicted model, not a curated record
AAAACUGCUGUUUUAAAUUUUAAUUGAAUUGAGCACGUGUGUUGACUAGCGUUGGUCUUGGAGACACAGCCUGCAUCUGAUGAGGCCCGGUCCCGGCUCCUGAGCAGCCGUUACUGGGAAGUCUGGACUUGCCUCUGACUGCCUGCCGACACUUGUCGCUCCACCUCGCUGUGGCAUUUUCACACGGCUGCUGGAUUCGAGCAGAACGAGCCCUGGUCUCUUUUGCAGAGUUUGUCAGUGAGCGGCUGGAACUGCUCUCUCUGCGUUUCAUGAGCAGAAACCAUGUGAAGCAGCGACCGUGGCCUCUCCGUGCAUCGGGUCCAGUCUCACACUAAAACCAUCUUUCCUCAGACUCCUAAUAGUGGACAUUCCUCUCGGCCUCCUUGAGCGUGGAACCCAAUCUCCAAAGCGGGCCCAAGUAGCUUUAAUGAUCUUACCUUGGAUAAAAUAGAGGCAUUAUAGUCCUAACGGCAGUUCUGGCUUCCAGACACUGGCUCCAUUCAUUUCUGAAACAAUCUGAUUAUCUCCCUACCUCUCUGCCUUUGCCUUGUCUCACUAAAGCCUCUGUCAGCCCCGUCUCUGAACUAAAACCACUUGGCUCGUGUUUACUUUCUCCCCAACAUCUCACUUGUGCCACUCUUCGGCUUCGGCUCCGACUCCGGCGCUGGACGUGGACGUCGGGCGAGUUUCUCUGCAGGACGCGGCUGCAGCUUCGAGCUUCAAGGACUGGUGGCGUUGACAGGGGCAGCGUUGGCCUGAGAUCCCAUGGCUCUGCAGGAACUGGGCAUCAGCCUGUGCCUGGUGGGCGUCGCUGGGACCAUCCUGAUCUGCGCUCUGCCCAUGUGGAAGGUGACGGCCUUCAUCGGCACCAACCUGGUGGUCAUGCAGGUGUUCUGGGAGGGGCUGUGGAUGACCUGUGUCAGCGAGUACACGGGUCAGAUGCAGUGCAAGCUCUACGACGCCCUGCUGGACCUGUCCCCGGACCUGCAGGCGGCCCGCGGCCUCAUCUGCAUCAGCCUGUUUCUGGGAUGCCUCGCCUUCCUCAUCUUCCUCCUGGGAGCUCGCUGCACAAACUGCCUGAGCCACGCGAGGAUAAAGGCCAAGGUUGUGGUGGGCUCGGGGGCGGUCUUCUGCCUGGCGGCUCUCACCACCAUCGUUGCUGUUUCCUGGACGGCGAAUCGCAUCAUCAGUGACUUUCACAACCCGCGCGUCCCUGAGGUGCUGAAGAGGGAGCUCGGAGCAGCCAUAUACAUCGGCUUCGUGAUCUCCGGGCUGCUGUUCUGCGGGGGGGCCAUUCUGUGCAUUAGUUGCCCCCCACAGAGGGCCAGGCUCCCCUCCAGUGGGUACACACAGGCCAGGAUGGCCUCACACAGCAGCUACGCCAUGAAGAACUAUGUGUGAAGAGCAGGGUACAUAGUAUUAUGCAUGUUGCUGUAUUGAGUGCACAGGUGUACCUAAUAAAGUGAACAAACAGUCCCUAGAGUGUUGUAAAGCAACUGGCCACUGACUUCAUACAGGGCUUUGAACUCUGAACCUUUGUGUCCUCUCAGUUAUCAGUUUGUCGCCUCUGUAGAUCUUCCACCACAGCUAAAACACACAAGCAGCACGUCCUGAUGGAGCUGGAAGUGCAGGAGAAACCACUUCAUGGAGCUCAAAGGUGAUUAUUCACAGUAACGUCGUGAAAAUGACACAGUCGUAAAGAAAACACAACCCCAGUGGAGUUCCUAUGUGACAACACAAUCCCGUGUCAGUCUGU